AGGGAGAGGACGGGCUGCUCCCCUCCCUCGCCACUCCCCUGCCGCCGGGCUCUGGGAUGGUGUGGGCUCCUGACGGUGUGGGACGCACCGGUGAAAGGCUGACGGCGGCGCCGGCGGGCCCCAGGCGGCCCGGGCGGGCAGAGGCGUGCCCGGCGCUAGGACCCAGGAGGACGCGAGGCGGCUCUUCGGGCCAGAUUACAAAUUCGCUGUGACUCAGUCGGCUCGGUGCGAAGCACGGCGGGCGACGGUGGGAGCAGCAAACCAAGAUGGAGUACGAGUGGAAGCCCGACGAGCAGGGACUCCAGCAGAUCCUGCAGCUACUGAAGGAGUCCCAGUCCCCCGACACAACCACGCAGAGAGCCGUGCAACAAAAACUAGAACAACUCAAUCAGUAUCCAGAUUUCAACAACUACCUGAUUUUUGUUCUUACAAAGUUGAAAUCUGAAGAUGAGCCAACACGUUCCUUGAGUGGUCUCAUCUUGAAGAAUAAUGUGAAAGCACAUUUUCACAACUUUCCCAAUGGGGUGACUGACUUUAUCAAAAGUGAAUGUCUGAACAACAUUGGUGAUUCCUCCCCCUUAAUUAGAGCUACUGUAGGCAUUCUGAUAACAACUAUUGCCUCAAAAGGGGAAUUACAAAACUGGCCUGAACUCUUACCAAAGCUUUGCAGCUUAUUGGAUUCUGAAGAUUACAAUACCUGUGAGGGUGCUUUUGGUGCUCUUCAGAAGAUAUGUGAAGAUUCUGCUGAAAUUUUAGAUAGUGAUGUAUUGGACCGACCACUCAAUAUCAUGAUACCUAAGUUCUUACAGUUCUUCAAGCACAGCAGUCCAAAAAUAAGGUCUCAUGCUGUCGCAUGCGUCAAUCAAUUUAUCAUCAGCAGAACUCAAGCUCUUAUGUUGCACAUAGAUUCUUUUAUUGAGAAUCUUUUUGCACUGGCUGGUGAUGAAGAACCUGAAGUACGCAAAAAUGUUUGCCGUGCUCUGGUAAUGUUGCUGGAAGUUCGAAUGGAUCGUCUUCUUCCUCAUAUGAUUAGUAUAGUUGAGUACAUGCUUCAAAGGACCCAGGACCAAGAUGAAAAUGUGGCUUUGGAGGCUUGUGAGUUUUGGCUGACUUUGGCUGAACAGCCAAUUUGUAAAGAUGUAUUAUGUCGGCAUCUUACUAAGCUCAUACCUGUGCUGGUAAAUGGUAUGAAAUAUUCAGAGAUCGAUAUUAUUCUGUUGAAGGGAGAUGUUGAAGAAGACGAAGCUAUUCCAGAUAGUGAGCAGGACAUAAGACCUCGUUUUCAUCGCUCACGGACAGUGGCUCAGCAGCAUGAAGAAGAUGGUAUUGAAGAUGAUGAUGACGAUGACGAUGAACUUGAUGACGAUGACACUAUAUCUGACUGGAAUUUAAGGAAAUGUUCUGCUGCUGCUCUAGAUGUCCUAGCCAAUGUGUUUCGUGAUGAACUUCUGCCACACAUCUUGCCCCUUUUGAAGGAAUUGCUCUUCCAUCCCGAAUGGGUCGUUAAGGAAUCUGGUAUCCUUGUUCUUGGAGCAAUUGCUGAAGGCUGCAUGCAGGGUAUGAUUCCAUAUCUUCCUGAGCUGAUCCCUCACCUUAUUCAGUGCCUCUCCGACAAAAAGGCUCUUGUGCGCUCCAUUACAUGCUGGACUCUAAGUCGCUAUGCACACUGGGUCGUUAGUCAACCCCCAGAUACAUACUUGAAGCCAUUAAUGACUGAGUUGCUAAAGCGUAUCCUGGAUAGCAACAAGAGAGUACAGGAAGCUGCCUGCAGUGCCUUUGCUACUCUAGAAGAGGAGGCUUGUACAGAGCUUGUUCCUUAUCUUGCAUAUAUACUUGACACUUUGGUCUUUGCAUUUAGUAAAUACCAGCAUAAAAACCUGCUCAUUCUUUAUGAUGCCAUAGGAACCCUAGCAGAUUCUGUAGGACAUCAUCUAAAUAAACCAGAAUAUAUUCAGAUGCUAAUGCCUCCAUUAAUCCAGAAGUGGAACAUGCUGAAGGAUGAAGAUAAAGAUCUAUUCCCUUUAUUAGAGUGCCUGUCGUCAGUUGCUACUGCCUUGCAAUCUGGCUUUCUUCCAUACUGUGAACCUGUGUACCAGCGUUGUGUAAAUCUGGUGCAGAAGACUCUUGCACAAGCCAUGUUGCAUAAUGCUCAGCCAGACCAGUAUGAGGCUCCAGAUAAAGAUUUCAUGAUUGUGGCUCUUGAUUUACUCAGUGGUUUAGCUGAAGGUCUUGGUGGAAACAUUGAACAGCUAGUUGCUCGCAGCAAUAUCCUGACACUAAUGUACCAGUGCAUGCAGGAUAAGAUGCCUGAGGUACGGCAGAGUUCUUUUGCGUUGUUAGGUGAUCUGACAAAGGCGUGUUUUCAGCAUGUUAAGCCUUGCAUUGCUGAUUUCAUGCCAAUUUUGGGAACCAAUCUAAACCCUGAAUUCAUUUCGGUGUGUAACAAUGCCACUUGGGCGAUUGGAGAAAUCUCCAUCCAGAUGGGUAUAGAGAUGCAGCCUUAUAUUCCAAUGGUGUUGCACCAGCUUGUAGAAAUAAUUAACAGACCCAACACACCAAAGACGUUGUUAGAGAACACAGCAAUAACAAUUGGUCGUCUUGGUUACGUUUGUCCUCAAGAGGUGGCCCCCAUGCUACAGCAGUUUAUAAGACCCUGGUGCACCUCUCUGCGAAACAUAAGAGACAAUGAGGAGAAAGAUUCAGCAUUCCGGGGGAUAUGUACCAUGAUCUCAGUCAACCCCAGUGGAGUAGUCCAAGACUUUAUUUUUUUUUGUGAUGCUGUUGCAUCAUGGAUUAGCCCGAAAGAUGAUCUCCGAGACAUGUUCUGUAAGAUUCUUCAUGGAUUUAAAAAUCAAGUUGGGGAUGAGAAUUGGAGACGUUUCUCUGACCAGUUUCCUCUUCCUUUAAAAGAGCGCCUUGCAGCUUAUUAUGGGGUUUAACAUCAUGCACUGUAGCUGCAGUCCCAUAAUUGGAGGUCCUUCAGUCUGGGAGACUAUGAGGGAGCCUCUGCACCCAGGGAAAAUGUUACCCUUUACUGGGGGGAAGGGUAAACCAGUAGGGAAUACAGUACAAUCCCAACCCUACUGGGAGGGGCGGGAGGGAGGUGUUGCCGUCACUGUAUUAAGUCGAUGUUGGGAAAUGUUUUAACAUCUGGAGCCUUUGUGGGUGGAAAUCUGUCUCCUAUUACAACUCUGCACUGGAUGUGAAGAAGAAAAAAAAAAAAAAAAAAGAAAAAAAAAGAAUCUAGUCACAAAACAGCACAUUGUGGAAUAUUGUGGGGAAUUGUACCAAAAUAAGAACCAUAUAGUUGAACCAUGGGGAUACAUAAAGAGGAAAACUAUUUUGCGCACAAUAAAGGAAACCUAAGAAUGGGGGUCACAAGCAGUAAAAGGCUUUCUUUUUUAUUUUGUGUUUUUUUUUUUUUUUUUUAAGUAAGAGUUUUCUACGUUAUUUCAUCACGCUUGAUGGGAUUCCUAGGUAUUUGCAUGUUAAUGAAGAACUACACAAAUGAAGUUAGUACAGAUAAAGUGCAGCUUGUGUCUGUAUUAGAAGCAGGAAACCCCAUCAUAAAUUAAUAAAGGUUAACUUGGACAAAAGGAAGCAACCUGCAAGCUGCCAAAUAAGUCACUCCUUUCAUUUUUAGGAGAAGGGGAGGGACACUUCUGUAGGAAAGAUUGACAUCUUAAUUUUUACAUUUAAAAGGUAAUUAAAGUAGUGGAUAUGAUUUGAUUAUUGUACUUCAUUAGAUUUAAUUUCUAGAGUAAGGCAUUAUUCUUAACGUGCAGUUUAAGGUUCAGGCAUGCAUUCUGGCUCAUAGUGAUCAGAAGUAAUUUAAAUUAGUGGGAAAGUAGCAUGCUUGCAUCACAUAGAGUGAAAUUGGUAUACAUUUACCUAUGUUGCGCCAGUUUUGUGUUGCAGUUUACCAAUUCAAUAUAGCCCUGCAUUUAAAAUUUCUUUUUAAGAUUCUGUGGAUUUCAUUUUUGUUAAGAAUAUAGGUAUUGUAUGCAGUAUAAGUACUGUAGUUAACAAUUAGGCCUUGAAAUACCUUUUUAGGAUCUUUUAAGAUUAAGAUUGAUAUUGUAUUGUGUGUAACCUGCACAAUGUGGAAAGCUGAUAUAGCUGUGCAAAAUAUUUGCCUCUGUGCUGUCAGUGUGAUGUGCUUUCUGCAUGGUUAUAUACUAGUGAUUUUAUCAGAAUCUCUAAAAAUGAGUUACAUGGUAAGACCCGUUAAAGGCUGCAUAAAUGUUAGUUGGCACGUAAAGACAAUUGUAGAAGUUGAUAACGAUUGCUAUAUUUGUGUUUAUUCUCACUCAACAUAUUACCUUCUACACUUUCUUUUUGUUCGAAGCAUGAUCUUAAAGAGAUGUUUAAGUUAAUGGAUGUAAUGCAGGGUAUUUACACUGUAUUGGCGCAUGUUGGUGGCCCUUUGUGAUGUAGUUAAAUGCACAAGGGUGCAAGUUUAAAGCUACAGAGUGAAAGUUGGUUUGGAUCCUCUUCAUUUCAUUUGUUUAGCUUUUCUGUUGUGUUUUUUUUUUCUCUACUUAUAUGUAUACCUGUGAAUAAAUCCUUGUUAAGUUAACACUUUACUUUUCCUUCCAUGUGUAUUUUCUUAUGUACUGUGAAUGUGAAAUCCUAACUGGUACACUUGAUCUUGUGUCCAUCUGAAAGUGGCAAGUCUUUAAUAAUUUAGAUUGCCUAAAGAGUAUCCCAUGAUGAUAAAGGAAAAUGGAGAGAUUUUUAACUCUGCUGGUCAGAGGUGAAGCCACACCUUUCCAUUUUUCAAGUGCUGCAUAAUUAAUCUGCAAAACAAAAUUAAGCCAUAACAGCCUUUUUGUAGAUUUUUUUCUCACCUUUACAUUGCAGAAUGAAUACUGGAUAAGAGUUUUGGGGUUUUUUUGUUUGGUUGAUCUUUUUGUUUUUUAAGAACUUGCUCUUCUUUGCAUGGUUCUGUUCUUUGGCUGUUGAAUGAGUUAGCCAUUGCACUGAAGUUUGAGCUGUGUGAGUGUGAACUUAUAAAUGCUGUUCAAAGAAUUUGGAAAUUUUUUUUCGCAUGAUAGCAUGCAUGUUUUACGUGACUCCCACUCCCUCUUUUUUUGGCAUUGCAAAUUUGAAUGGAUUAUGUCUGAAUAAUAGUUUGGACAGAUUACUCUAUGGAGUACAUUCAGUAAUGCUAGUACAUAGUAUUUAUUCCAUUUGGUAGAAAAUGCAUGUGAUAACUUGCUUUCAGAUUACCUUGGUUUAGUAGCAAGUAUGAAAUUUCUUCUUAACUAAUAACUCUGAAGUAAAUUAGUAAUAGUCACUAAAAACAUUUUAAAACCAAAUUCUGGAAGGAAAAAAAAAACCCCAAACCUUUAAAAUUUAGCAAGGUGAAAUAUUAUUUUAGACAACAAACUUUCUUUAAUUUGGAAUGUGUUUGAACACUAGGGAAGAGUUUCAGAGAAAUUACAGUUUUAAAAUUGUACCUACUCAAAUAAUACUGUAGCAUCACAGGUAGAAUCUGAGUUUAAACUUCUUAAAUUUCAGAAAGCCCCUUUAACCAAGUAAAACCACUCCACCUCAGAUUAGCUUGGGAUGCCACCUUUAUAUAUACGUAUUUUAAUAGGAAUCUGUACAGAUGUGAACUGAUCUGGUAUAACAACAAGGAAAAUAAUUUAAAUGAGGCAGUAAUAAAUAGUACUGACAAAUAGUCUUUUUCUAUCAGUAAUUUCUCUCAUGUUAUAUUUUAAAGCAAGUAAACCAUAUUCCUAAUGCAUAAUAUAGUGCAGAGAUUUGCAGAAGCCAUAUAGGGUAUAAUGUGAGGUAAGAAAAGUUCUGAAUCAGCAUUAACAUUUAUAAUUCAAUUAUUGCAUCAUGGGAUAUAUAAAAAGCAUCUUAAUUCUUGUGAUGUAGUCUUGACUGUUUUUGAAUGUUGACUGAAUGUUUAUACUGGUAGAAUUGAGUUUGUCUUUGUUACAUUCCAGUGUUUCUGCCUCUUGGCAUGCUAAAAGCACGGCUUACUUCAUUUGCUCCUUACACACUGAAUAAAGUGCUGUUUGUGUGCUAAACUACAGAAAUAGCCGCUGCUAAGUAAUGGUGUAGAUUUUCUACUUGAAUAUUUUUGUUGUAGGAACCUCAGGAGGUCAGUGUUUACUGUUUUUAUAUAUGCCUUUUUCCUGUUUUGAGUUUCCCUUUUUUGAAGGAUUGUGAGAGUGAACAAAAGCUGCUGAUCAACCUAAGUUGGUAACAGAAAGUGUAUUUAAAAUCCUUAUAAAUGCAUCUUUUUGGCAGUUCAGAAUUACUGUUAAAUUAGUCUUAAGUGAAGUUCAAUACUACAUUUUUUUCAUGAAACAUUCAGGAAACAACUUGUUUUGUUUAGGGAAAAAUAUCACAAUUGUUCAUUAUUUUAACCAGUGCAAGCAGAAAUAAUCAAUUUUGUAAUUUUUUUCCAAAGCUUGAUUAUUUUCUAAAUCAGUGAAUAUGUAUAUAUUUAAACUGUAGUAAGUUAAUUCUUAUGUUUGAGUUUAUUGCUCCAUAAAGCUUGUACUCAGAAGAUCACUUUUAGAGGAAUGGGUUUAAAAUUUAUAAUAAUUAUAACUUUUAAAAGUUAUGAAGUAGCAUAAAUUUUAUAACUAACAAUAUUGAUACACACUGUGAUUUUUUUUGUUGUUGUUGUUAGGACUUUUAUGUUAGCAUCAAUCUUAAUUACUUAAACUGCAUAUAUUGUAUAAUAGUAAAAUGUAUAUUUUAAAGCUUCAAGUGGCUUUCCUCAAGCAAAACUCGUUGCUACUUAAGAAUAUUCGAAUACUAGCUUUAUCUCAGGUAAACACUCUUGUACCCUUUUUGUUCAGAACACUUGCUAAUAUAAAUGUGUCUUAGUUCUAUCAGUUCAUGUGCUUCAUUUAGGCAGCUUCUCUGUCUUAAACUUACUCUAAAUUAACCUUCUACUGUGGGACGAUAUUGACACUUGCUUCACCUAUUUUAUUCAUAUUGAAUGUAUUAACAGAUAAGGUGCAAAAACACUCUUCCCUUGAGGAGAAUGUAGCCAUAUUCAAACAGCUGAAAUAGUUCUUGAAAAAUGCUUUAAAUGCCACACUGCAUUGGAAAUCAUUUGUUUCAAAUUUUGUCAAGGAAAGAAGUUGUAAUUUAACACUAAUUGCUUCAAUACCAUCUCUUUUGUGAGGAUGAUAGCCACAUAAAGCUUCUGUAUAGGGUCUAAAGAGUAACUUUAUCUUAGAUAAAGGUUAAGCUUUACAGUGAGAUGGUAAAACAUACUGCAGUUAUCUCAGAUAGAUGCUGAUGUUGCUUGCAUACAUUUGUUACAUAUUAAAUAUUUCCAGUAACCUGAUCUUGAAUAAAUAAAGCUUGGUCCAUAGCUGUGUGUUUUACUCUCGUAUGCAUUCUGCAGAAUGACUUGCAUCCAUGAGUCUUUUAGGUAUUCUCCAGUAGAAACCUUUUUGUCUGCCACCAAUGCUUGCUUUUCGCACUUAAUGUUUGGAGCAAGCCAGUUUUAGAUUAUUUUAAAUGAAAGCUGACGUGAGUAAGCUUGUUGUUUGCCAUUUAGGUUAUGUUCUGCUAAAAUAGUAGGAAUGCUUACUCACUUGAAUGUACUUGUAUGAGGGAAGUUUAAAAUGGCUCUGUAGGAUGAAUCCCUGUGUGGUGUUACAGUAUACUUUAAGUAAGCCAAAUCUACAUCUCUUAAGAAGUCAGCACUUACAUUAUAGUAUUAAUUUUUCAAGAAGAUGGUUCUAUUGAGCUGCUUUCACUUAAGGUAUCUGUUUCCUUACUUUGGAUAAGCAACAAAAUUGAGAAGGCUGGGGUGGUUUUUUGCAAGGACAGCGACUAGGAAAAAAAAGAUAGAUAUAAUCGCAUUCAUUUGGCUGUUGAAAUCAGUGCUGAAAUCUUUUUUCAUGUUGUAUAUUGUCUGACAUACUAACACUAGACACUUCUAAAAUCUUUGAGUGCAGUAUCCAAGAUAGUUAAAAGUGAAAGAUAACUGGAUCUUUCUGCUGACAACUUAGGUUGUAUGAGUUUUGCCUGAAAGCUUUAAAUCUGAUGUUUCUGUAUCUGCUACAAUGUUGGAGUGUUUCCUUCAAACAUAUCCUCCUGCAACCUUUCAAACUGUACUAAAUUGAGUGACAUUUCUUGAAGUCUGCCUAUGUGCUAACAGAACUUCAUUUUAAAUAGAAUAUGGUUUUAAUUUUUGAUAAGCUGCUGAAUUUUAAAGAGUUUUUGGGGCCACCAAAUAUUUUGGAUCAUGCAGAGAAUAUAUAUUGUACUGUAGUAAUUUUGUAUUUACAUUUGUAUGAUGUGACAUAAUAGUUGUGAAUGUUAAUCACUGCUUGACUCUGUUAAUAAAGUUGUUUAAAUAUA
Molecule: messenger RNA, 8349 nt
Organism: Colius striatus (speckled mousebird)
Lineage: Eukaryota; Metazoa; Chordata; Aves; Coliiformes; Coliidae
Gene: TNPO1
Product: transportin 1
Exons: 26
Coding region: 267-2939 (890 amino acids)
Biological process (GO): protein import into nucleus
Cellular component (GO): nucleus; cytoplasm
Molecular function (GO): small GTPase binding; nuclear import signal receptor activity
Source: RefSeq, a predicted model, not a curated record